GAUGGGAGGAUUUUUUAUUUGUUUUCUUCAAUUCAUUCGUUUCUUGAGCUCGCACUGGAUGUCUGCGGUUGAACGGGGUUUGUUAUCGUGGUUGUGUGAUUGUGCAAAAAUUAUGUCUGCAUUUUUUCACCAUCGACUGUGCGGGUUCGGGUGCGUUCAAAUAUUCUGACGCACUCAAUUGUCUUCCAGAAUUUCUGAAGUGAAAAAUUGUGUUUAGAUCAUCAAAGGAUUACCGUCAUCAUUAGCUGUAAACAUUGAAUAAAAAAAAGUUACAUGUCCUGCGUUGGAUGAUUAAUUCCGUUUUGUGUAUUUGUGUGUGAUUACGCCCUGAAUAAGGUACAUCUCAGAACAAAGCCAAUAAAGUUAGUCAGCUCAUUUGAACCGAGUAGAUUAGAUUUAAGUAACAGUUUCAGAAAUAAGCCGAAAAAAACAGAAUAUCGGCUACUUUGUAAAGAAUCGUCUCUGUUAAGCUUGAGAUGGAGGAUUUCACACCGUUGAUAAAUCUACAGGACUCAAGGUGAAACUUUAUUGAUUACUAAAAGCAGAUUUUAAGUUAAAAUAUUCAUAAUUUUCAAUUGGUUAAAUUACUACAACAGCAUAGUUCGUAACAUCGGUUCGAUUUCCUGCUAUUGCCGAAAGGAAUUUCAGCUAAGAAAUAGCAAGGCAAAAAACAACAACAUAACGAGAGACUGAAGAACAAUUCGGAACCACGGUCACAAUUUGAUUUCCAUCGUUUAAAAAGUAAUAAUAAUCCAACCACUUCCGUCUUCAAGGGAAUAACAACCGAGCGAACAUUUUUAGUUCGCGAAGGAUGAAAACCGACCGAGAUCCCCUGCUGGGCGGUUCGAACAACUCGUUGGAUUCGUCCGCCAAUGAGCAUCAACAUUUGCUGGCCCGGCCAGACAUGCGUUCGUCGCCGGAAAAUAUGAUCAUCGACGUUACGAACGACAGCGACAGUCUGACGUUGAACAAGGAUGACCAAACGUACGGAUCGUCCAACGAAACGUACGAUCCGUCGAUGCACCGAACGUUGGAACACCCGACGACCAAUCUGGACACCAUGAUUCACCUGCUGAAGGGUAACAUCGGCACCGGUAUCCUGGCGAUGCCGGAUGCGUUCAAGAAUGCCGGUCUUUAUGUCGGUCUGUUCGGAACACUGGUGAUGGGUCUCGUUUGCACUCACUGCAUGCACAUACUGGUCAAGUGUUCCCAUGAACUGUGCCGACGGUUGCAGGUACCGUCGCUAAGUUUUGCCGAAGUUUGUCACCGGUCGUUCGAGUGUGGACCGAUCGGAUUGCGAAGGUACUCUUCGUUGGCCCGAAAUUUGAUCAACAUGUUCUUGGUGAUCACCCAGCUCGGAUUUUGCUGCGUGUACUUUGUCUUUGUGGCAGCAAACAUUCGCGAAGUUGUGGCACACUACUUUUUCGAUCUGGACACAAGGAUCUAUCUGCUGUUGAUGUUGAUACCGAUGGUGUUGCUGAAUUUGGUCAAGAAUCUUAAAUAUUUAACACCGAUCUCACUGAUAGCCGCCUUCCUCACGGUGGCAGGCCUUGCUUGCACUUUCUACUUUGUUCUUCAGGAUCUUCCAAACACCCACACAGUGAAACCGUUUUCAUCGCUGGCUCAGCUUCCGCUUUACUUUGGGACAGCAGUGUAUGCAUUUGAAGGGAUCGGUAUUGUCCUACCGUUGGAAAAUAAUAUGAAAACACCGGAGGAUUUUGGUGGUAUGACCGGCGUCCUCAACACUGGCAUGGUGAUCGUUGCCUGUCUGUACACUGCCGUCGGUUUCUUCGGAUAUCUCAAGUAUGGUGAAAACGUUCAGGGAAGCAUCACUCUUAACCUACCCGGAGAUCAGUUUAUUGCCCAACUAGUUCGAAUCAUGAUGGCACUGGCCAUCUUCUUCUCGUAUGGACUUCAAUUUUAUGUGCCAAUGACCAUUCUGCAACCGGUGAUCAAGCGUCGCUUGCACACGGAACAGUCCCAACUGAUCGGUGAGUAUCUGACACGUGUCGGUUUGGUCGUGUUCACGUUUCUCCUGGCGGCCAUGAUUCCCAACCUGGGUGCAGUGAUUUCUCUGGUCGGUGCGGUCAGUAGUUCUACCCUGGCACUGAUCUUUCCACCCUUGAUUGAGAUUGUGACGUUUUGGCCGGACGGUUUAGGUAAACGGUACUGGGUUCUGUGGAAGGACAUCGCCAUUAUGGCUUUCGGAAUCUGUGGCUUCGUAUUCGGUACGUAUACCAGUAUAGCGCAGAUUUUAAAUCCGAACCUGCACUAAAGCCUAAGGACCCCAAGGCAUUGGAAUUUACGCACGCGAUUUGUACAGUAUGCUACUACGUAUAUAUAUAUUUAUAAACUCUGAGCAAACGCAAACAAACGGAUAGAAACGUAAAUGUAGUUCAGCCAAAAGGGAGAGCAGUUUUCAGACUGUCUGAGUUCUGAGUGUGAUUUUGAUUUUAGUUGUAUUUUAGUACAUUCAUUAUACGGUGUUCUGAGGGUCGCAAUUCAAUGGAUGUGAAUUGUUCUGAGAUGUGUGAUGUACAUGUAGGAAAGUUACAAAUAUACAUUUGUAUGUACAUAGCAAAGUGAUAAAAUAUUUUGUAACUUAAGUGAAUUACUUUAUGAAAAAAAAUUAGUAUUAAAUCUGUUCCAAAAACAAAAACCGGCAUGUAUGUUUAAAGCUGGUAUUGAAAAAAAGUAGUAGUUGAUGUGUUAGAAGUCCUAAUAAAGAAGCGAGUAUUCCUCAUAUUGUAA
Molecule: messenger RNA, 2751 nt
Organism: Malaya genurostris
Lineage: Eukaryota; Metazoa; Arthropoda; Insecta; Diptera; Culicidae
Product: proton-coupled amino acid transporter-like protein CG1139
Exons: 5
Coding region: 812-2275 (487 amino acids)
Biological process (GO): amino acid transmembrane transport
Cellular component (GO): vacuolar membrane
Molecular function (GO): amino acid transmembrane transporter activity
Source: RefSeq, a predicted model, not a curated record